AUGAGCAAGCCGAGUGCCGCGACAAUGUUUCAAUUCACGCUGUUGUCGCAACGCUCGUUCUUCCGCGAUUCUUGGGUCUUCUCCUCGUCACUCCGCCGCAAUGAGAUCAACAAAGUGUUCCCCAGCGCUGAAGCCGCAAUCGCGGACAUGCAAUCUGACAGCACCCUCUUGUGCGGUGGCUUCGGUCUCUCAGGUGUACCAGACACCUUGAUCAAUUCAGUCAAAUCCAACCCAUCCAUCACCGGCCUGACCGCCGUAUCCAACAACGCCGGUAUCGUUGGCGGUGGUCUCGGUCUCCUGCUCGAGAGCAAACAAGUCAAGAAGAUGAUCGCAUCCUACGUCGGCGAGAACAAAGUCCUCGAGCAAAUGUACCUCACUGGCGAACUCGAGCUCGAACUCACCCCGCAAGGCACCCUCGCCGAACGAUGUCGCGCCGGCGGCGCAGGCAUACCCGCCUUCUACACCCCCGCCGCGUUCGGCACCGUCGUGCAAACCGGCGAGCUCGCCCUUAGGCACAACAGCGACGGAUCUGUCGCGCAAUACUCGACACCGCGAGACGUGAAGGUCUUCGCUGGCAAGAGCUACGUCAUGGAAGAAAGCAUCAAGGGCGACUACGCCUUCAUCAAAGCCUACAAAGCCGACCGGCUAGGAAACGUACAAUUCCGCUUCAGCGCGCAGAACUUCAACGGCGCCAUGGCGCGCAAUGCGAAAGUCACAAUCGUCGAGGCCGAACACAUUGUCGACGUCGGGAGUAUCGAGCCCAACGCAGUCCACGUCCCGGGCAUCUACGUCGACCGCGUAAUCCAAUCCACCACCCCAAAGAACAUUGAGAAAAUCGUAAACGCAAAAGACCCCAACGAAGCCGUUAGCGAUCUAGGCAAGGGCGACGCGGCAUCCAAGCGCGAACGCAUCGUGCGGCGCGCAGCCAAGGAGUUCAAAAACGGCAUGUAUGCCAACCUUGGAAUCGGAAUGCCUAUGCUCGCACCUUCCUUUGUCCCAGCAUCCGUAGAAGUCCAAUUGCAAUCGGAAAACGGCAUCCUCGGUCUCGGCCCGUAUCCCGCUGCCGGCCUCGAAGACCCGGACCUCAUCAACGCAGGCAAAGAGACCGUCACUCUACUCCCCGGCGCGUCGUGCUUCGGGAGCGAAGAGUCGUUCGGCAUGAUCCGCGCGGGCAAGAUCGACCUGACAAUCCUCGGCGCGAUGCAAGUGUCCGCGCGGGGCGAUUUAGCGAACUGGAUGUUGCCGGGCAAAGUCAAGGGGUUCGGGGGCGCGAUGGAUUUGGUGAGUAACCCCGAGAAGACAAAGGUGGUGGUUACAAUGGAGCAUACGGAUAAAAAGGGGCGGCCGAAGAUUCUUAAACAGUGCGAGUUUCCGUUGACGGGCAAGGCGUGUUGCGUGUUUGAUGUCGAUUUCACUGAGGGGCUGACGCUGAUUGAACUUGCGGAUGGCGUUACGGUGGAUGAGGUACGGUCGAAGACGGGCGCUGAGUUCAAGGAGGCGGCGGAGAUUAAGCCCAUGUUGUGA
Molecule: messenger RNA, 1524 nt
Organism: Parastagonospora nodorum SN15
Lineage: Eukaryota; Fungi; Ascomycota; Dothideomycetes; Pleosporales; Phaeosphaeriaceae
Exons: 3
Coding region: 1-1524 (507 amino acids)
Biological process (GO): ketone body catabolic process
Molecular function (GO): succinyl-CoA:3-oxo-acid CoA-transferase activity
Source: RefSeq, a predicted model, not a curated record